Molecule: messenger RNA, 887 nt
Organism: Racocetra persica
Lineage: Eukaryota; Fungi; Glomeromycota; Glomeromycetes; Diversisporales; Gigasporaceae
Source: the annotation of a GenBank genome assembly
AUUUAAUUAUCCACCCGCCCCAACACUUCAUUAUCGCUAUCCACCACCAACAGUUGAAAUCCUUUAUAACAUUAUGAACGCAAUAGCGGCGGUACCCAAAUUGUAUACACAAGUAUUACAUUUAAUGAAUAAAAUGAACUUACCACCACCAUUUAAACCAGUGGUUCCUGAAUCUGUACCAACUCUACUCCAACAACAUUUUUCUGAUUUGCAAAAUGCUGAUGAUAAUAGUAAGAAACGUAAAAAGCGGGACGAAUUAUUGUCAGAGGAUGAAUCAGAAAUUGAUAGCGAGGAUGAAGAAGAAAGGAACGUGAGGUCAAAAAAGAAGACUAAGUCAACGGCCAAUGCGUUUAGUGCAAUCCCAUUAGUACUACCGAUUGCCACUACCGAUAAUCCAUAUGUAAAUCCGUUAUCGGCAGCGGAUUCAGCAUUUAACUUAGAAACUAAUCAAUCGGUAGCAGAUUCAGCAUUUAACUUAGAAACUAAUCAAUCGGUAGCAGAUUCAACAUUUAACUUGGAAACCAAUCAAUCGGCAGCCGAUUCAACAUCUAACUUAACCAAUCAAACUAAUCAACCGGAGCCACAUAGUUGUAUCUCAAUUGAAGAUAUUAAUGGCAACAAAAUGCCAAUCGAAGAGUUACAAAAAAUACCUGCCAUGAAGAAUUAUUCGCCCGGAGAUCCCACAAAUACUCUAUAUAUAAAAAAUUUAACCCAGAGAAAAAUUGAAGAUAAAGAUUUGGAAUAUCUUUUUGGUAGAUAUUUUCAAUCACGUUCAGAAAUGGAAAGUCAGUUGGGAAUUCAAUUAUUGAAAGGACGAAUGAGAGGGCAGGCAUUCAUAAAGCUUCCUAGUCUAGAAAUAGCAACACAAGCCCUAAACGAAUUUCACG